AUGUCAAUGGACGCGAUGGAUAUCGACUCCGUUCCUCUCUCACCAGAGAGAAAGCGCAAAAAUAAAGAAAAUGAUGGCCAUUCCUCAAAGAAGCGCAAGCAUGAAGCGACUACUUUCGCACAGACCGCGGUGGACGAGAUCUCACCAAAGGCAAAGAAGAAGGAAAGGAAACACAAGAAUAACAAGGAUCACGUAUACCUCGAGGAAUCUGCACAAACACUAUCAGAUAUGCCCAAUGCGCGAUCAAAAAAGACAAAAAAACACAAACACCAUGCCCAACAGACCGCCGACAAUGACGACUAUGAGAAGGAGGAAGAUCAACGAUCCCCUCAAUCCCCAACAGCCACCAAGAAACCUCUCACAAAAGUGUCUACCUCUCAAUUGGAAUCUAUCUCCGUAGACCCUACUGCUUCUUCCCCCUUCUACCUCAUAACUGCCACCCUAUACGUCCCUCUCUACCCUAUCUCCAUCUCUCCUACCCACGCCCUAUCCUCUCUGCAAGCCGAACACCUUGCUCCAUUACUACUAACAUACUAUCACCCAUUUCGCGGCAUUGUGCUCGCCUACUCAAAUGCCUCCAUAUCUUCCAUUCCCCCAUCCUUCCCAUCCUCAAAAGCCGGAUCCGCAGCCACCCACAACCCAGACGAAGAAUUGAAUCCACAACCUUUAACCCUCGCCACAAGCGCAGGCGAAUACGGCGUUCUCUUCGUCUACCUGACAGCCACAUUCCUCGUAUUCCGCCCAGAACGUGGCCAGCAGCUCGAGGGGUGGAUAAAUGUGCAAUCCGACGGUUUUCUAGGUGCGGUGGUAUACAAUCUUUUCUCCGUCGGGAUCGAGCGGCGAAGGCUACCCGCUGAUUGGCAGUGGGUAGCGCCGGGAGAAGGAUCUACUGCUACACCAAAAAGCAACAACACUUCAAACUCUGCUGCCGUCACCGACGACGACGACGACGAAGACUCAGAUUUCGACUCUGACAAGGAAAACUUCCGCCCGCUACCCACCCGCUCCUUAGCCUCUGUUCUCGACCUAUCAACCCACAGCCAGUACAACCACACCCACAAUGACCCCAUCCAACUAUCCGCAAACCCCGACGAGGCCGCGACGGCCGGCUUCUUCCGCACACGCUCCGGGCGCCGCGUACGUGGGAUGAUCCGUUUUCGCGUGCGGGAUGUAGAUGUCAUCCCUGGCGCGGAGGCAGAUAAGGGUUUCUUAAGCAUUGAGGGGACGAUGUUGAGUGCAAAGGAGGAGGCGCAGUUGGUCGAGGAGGAGAGGAAGAGGGCUGGGUUAACGCCGUUGUCGGCGGCCGCCACGAUGGCGGGGGGCCUAGGGGAGGGCAGCACUGUUGCUGGGGAAGCUGAUGGGGAGGCACCGGGAGAGGUGCAGAAGGGUAAGGAGAAGAAGAAGAAGAGUAAGAAGGCGGCUUCGUAG
Messenger RNA from Paracoccidioides brasiliensis Pb18, 1428 nucleotides. RefSeq lists its product as uncharacterized. The record is from RefSeq and is a predicted model, not a curated record. Gene Ontology annotation, cellular component: RNA polymerase I complex. Gene Ontology annotation, biological process: DNA-templated transcription initiation. Bases 1 to 1428 code for a protein of 475 amino acids. The transcript has a single exon.